AAUACUGCUGUUUAACACUUUUUGUAUUCCAGUCUGCUACUUGCUGCUGCUCCUGCUUUUCCUGCUUUUCUUCAACAGUUGAACAGUUGAACUUGUGGAUGUUCUUUCUCUUUCUCUCUCUUCUCUAAUAAACAGACCUUCUUUCUCCAUUUUACAAUCUUGAGCUUCUUCUUUGCGAAUUUCUUACUAUUGUAUAAUUUCAAUUUCUGGGUAUUCUUCCUUAAAUCCUGUUCUUUUGGUGAAUUGGUUUGAAGGAGUUCGCUGAAAUUUCCCAGAGAAGAGUAGAUCCUGAAAAGGGUUUUGGGGGGUUUAAAAUUUUCUGGGGUUUCAAAAUGGAGGCUGAAAAUGGAGAAUUUAAGUCUAAAAUGGAGGAUUAUGAAGUGAUUGAGCAAAUUGGAAGAGGCGCAUUUGGGGUUGCUUUUCUUGUUCUCCACAAAGCUGAGCAAAAGAAGUAUGUAUUGAAGAAGAUACGCUUAGCUAAACAAACUGAGAAAUUUAAGAGAACAGCUCUUCAGGAGAUGGAGCUGAUUUCCAAGCUAAACAAUCCAUACAUUGUUGAAUAUAAAUAUUCUUGGGUGGACAAGGAAUGCUGCGUAUGUAUCGUAACCAGCUAUUGCGAAGGAGGUGAUAUGGCUGAGAUCAUUAGGAAGGCUAGAGGAUCACAUAUCUCCGAGGAGAAAAUCUGCAAAUGGAUGACUCAGUUGUUGGUAGCUGUGGAUUACCUGCACUCCAACCGCAUACUUCACAGAGAUCUGAAGUGUUCCAAUAUCUUCUUGACAAAGGAAAAUGACAUUCGGCUUGGUGACUUUGGACUUGCAAAACUUCUCAAGCCUGAUGAUCUUGCUUCAUCGGUUGUUGGUACACCCAAUUAUAUGUGUCCUGAGCUCCUUGCAGACAUACCUUAUGGCUACAAAUCAGAUAUAUGGUCACUUGGAUGUUGUAUAUUUGAGAUUGCUGCACAUCAACCAGCAUUCAGAGCUAAUGACAUGGCUAGUCUGAUCAACAAAAUUAACCGAUCAAUUAUGACCCCACUUCCAAUUGUCUACUCCUCCACAUUGAAACAAAUUAUAAAGACCAUGUUACGAAAAAGCCCAGAGUAUAGGCCUACUGCUGCAGAAAUUUUGAGACAUCCUCACCUGCAGCCAUUUUUAGUCAGGUGUCGUGCUACAUCCCCAUCCUAUCUUCCCGUCAAGUCGCCAAACUCAAAGGAAAAGGCAGAAAAGACAUCUAGGAGACUUUCAUCUGGUAAAACUAAUAGAAACAAGGAUGGAAGAGAGAGUGAACAUAGAGCAGUAAAGCUGAUUGGAAAUUUUGAUCAAUGUGACAAGGAUGGAAGAGAGAGAGAACAUAGAGCAGUAAAGCCUAUUGGAAAUUUUGAUCAAUGUGACAAGGAUGAAAGAGAGAGAGAACAAAGAGCAGUAAAGCCAAUGGGAAAUUUUGAUCAAUGUGAAAAGAUUAGUGAUGCUAUGCCCAUCAAUCAGCAGAAUUGUUGUGACAAAUCAUCCACAUCUGCUACCUCUGAGGAAAACCUUGAAACGAAGAGAGUUGAUCUGGUGAGCUACUUUAAGGAUAGAUGUGAUGCCAGUGAAAGUUCCAAAUGUGAGUCUUCAGGCUGUAAUACAAGCUCAGAUGAGCUAAGUGGCUUAAAUGCUUCCAAGGAAAGUGGUGUGGAAGAAACUACAGCCGCAAAUACAUUUAGUAAUGAAUCCCUUCAACAAUGGGUAGAUGUUAAUGUUGAGAAUGAGAACAAACUAGAUUUAUUGGAGCUUUAUGACGUACAAGACCUUACUGACGAAAGUGAACAUAUCAAUCAAGUCAUGCGACAGAACAAUGGAAACACGUCAAUUUCCUGUGAAGAGCAUCAUUCGUCUAACAGCUCUCCCGAUGAUGGACCUACACCAUUGCCAGUGACGCAAAAUGAGCAUGUUGAACCAAGCUCUCAAAAGGAAACAGAAAAUCAUGAUAUUUGUAUAGAAAAUCAACAAACAGAGACAUCGCCUUCUGAGAAUGGCAAUUUGCUCCCAUCCAACUGUGAAGUUGGAGUAGAGACUCUCAACACUAGUUGCACCUUACAGUCAAGUAGUGGUAGUGAUGAAACAAUUAACCCAACACCAGCUGAAUUGUCUUUACUGAGGAGAACCCUAACAGCAAUGAGUGGUGGUCAAACCAGAGGGACUGAAGUUCCGACCCACCAAAGAGCUGAUGCUUUAGAAUCUCUCCUUGAGUUAUGUGCACGGCUACUUAGGGAGGAUAAGCUUGAUGAACUUUCUGGUAUUCUGAGACCUUUUGGUGAAGAAACUGUGUCCUCUCGGGAAACCGCUAUAUGGCUGACAAAAAGCCUGAUUGCAGCACAUAAAUCAGCCAAAGCUACCUCAGCCUGAUGUUUUAGAGCAUUUGAUUUGGAUUUGCCUUGUUCAUGACAUUGUGAUAUGUAAAAAUUUUGUGUGUGCGCGUGUGUGAGAUUCAGAGGGUUGGGUUCAUUCAAUGUAUUUGUGAAUUUUCUGAAAAAUGGCUGCUGUUUUGAAUUCUGUAAUCGUAAACCAGUGGUUGCUUAUUCUUAAUUGGAAGUGGCCUUCAACGAGAGGAAAUUAAUUUGCCAAAUUUGCUGAAAAUAACUAUAUCAAUGUGUCAAUUUCAUUUAUUUUUAAA
Chenopodium quinoa (quinoa) is the source of this 2649-nucleotide messenger RNA. Its product is annotated as serine/threonine-protein kinase Nek6-like. Gene Ontology annotation, molecular function: protein kinase activity; ATP binding. Lineage: Eukaryota; Viridiplantae; Streptophyta; Magnoliopsida; Caryophyllales; Amaranthaceae. The transcript is spliced from 14 exons. Bases 333 to 2381 code for a protein of 682 amino acids. Gene Ontology annotation, biological process: protein phosphorylation. The record is from RefSeq and is a predicted model, not a curated record.